AUGGGCUUCAUCCAAUCAGUCCACCUCAAGGCCAAUGGGACAUCAAGUGGCGAGAAGCCCCCAGAGGAGCUUAUUCCUGAGUAUCUCGUCAAGUGGGAUCAGGACGACCCGAUGAACCCCCAGAACUGGUCCGACCGGUACAAGUGGUGGGUGACCUUCCAACUGGGCAUGCUGGCUCUCGCGAGCAGUCUGGGCUCGAGUAUCCAGACGCCAGCCGAUGCCACUAUCGCGAAAUAUGUGGGUGUCAGCCACGAGGUUUCGGUGCUGGAAGUUACCAUGUAUCUGGUUGGGUUUAUCUUUGGCCCUAUUAUCUGGGCUCCCAUAUCGGAGAUCUGGGGCCGCCGAGUGAGUAUUCUACCAGCAGUCUUUAUCCAGAUGCUUUUCGCCAUUGGCACUUCCAGGAGUACCAACGCAGCUUCGGUGUUCAUCACCCGGUUCUUCACCGGCUUCUUCGGGUCCGCCCCGAUCAGCAAUGUCACCGCUGCGCUGGGUGAUAUAUGGAGUCGCGAAAGACGAGGGGUGGCCGUCAGUAUGUACGCAGUAGCAGUGAACGGAGGCCCUUCUCUCGGUCCUCUUAUCGGUGCAGCUGUAAUUACGAAUGAGAAUCUCAACUGGCGGUGGACCUCCUACAUCCUCGCCAUCUGGGUCUUUGUUAUCUUCGCCAUGGCCUUCUUCUUCCUCCCUGAAGUGUAUCCACUGCUUCUGCUGAAGCAAAAGGCGCAACAGCUUCGCAAAGAGACAGGCGACCAGCGCUACUAUCACCCUCACGAGCACAUGAAACUCGACAUCCACUCAAUCGUCACCAAGCAGCUCUCCCGUCCGUUGUUCAUGCUCUUCACCGAACCGGUCGUCACCUGCAUUGCCAUAUAUGCCUCCUUCGUCUACGGCGUACUGUACCUCACCCUCGAAGUAUUCCCUAUUGUCUUCCAGGAAAUUCGCGGCUGGCACCCCGUCGUCGCUGCCCUCCCCUUUCUAGCCCUGUUACUCGGUGUCAUCUCCUCCGUCUGGUUCAACAUCUGGAACCAGUAUCGAUAUAACGAAAUCGCACGCCACGCCAACGGCAGAGCAGUCCCAGAAGCCCGACUAUUGCCCAUGGCAUUCGGCGCUGUAUUCUUCGUCAUCGCUGCCUUCUGGUUCGCAUGGACAGCCAAGCCACCACACCACUGGAUUCUGCCGUGUCUUGCAGCUUUACUCCUCGGAGUCGGGUUCAACUGUAUUUUCCAACAGUGUCUCAACUAUGUCAUUGAUAUGUAUGGUAUUUAUGCAGCGAGCGCGACUGCGGCGAUCACCUUUCUCCGGAGUAUCAUGGCUGCUGGCCUUCCCCUUGCGGCGAGGCCUAUGAUCAGUGCUUUGGAUGUUGGACCGGCAGUUUCUAUCAUCGGUGCUGUUGCAGCUGUUCUCUUGCCGAUUCCGUUUCUGUUUAUGAAGUAUGGUCCGCGGUUGAGGAAGUUGUCUAAACUUACCCCUGAUAGUCCGAAUUAG
Molecule: messenger RNA, 1482 nt
Organism: Aspergillus puulaauensis
Lineage: Eukaryota; Fungi; Ascomycota; Eurotiomycetes; Eurotiales; Aspergillaceae
Product: MFS transporter
Exons: 2
Coding region: 1-1482 (493 amino acids)
Biological process (GO): transmembrane transport
Molecular function (GO): transmembrane transporter activity
Source: RefSeq, a predicted model, not a curated record